Messenger RNA from Labeo rohita (rohu), 6213 nucleotides. It is a transcript of the gene irs1, whose product is annotated as insulin receptor substrate 1. Bases 562 to 3837 code for a protein of 1091 amino acids. Gene Ontology annotation, biological process: insulin receptor signaling pathway. Gene Ontology annotation, cellular component: cytosol; plasma membrane. Gene Ontology annotation, molecular function: phosphatidylinositol 3-kinase binding; insulin receptor binding. NCBI's taxonomy places the organism in Eukaryota, Metazoa, Chordata, Actinopteri, Cypriniformes, Cyprinidae. The record is from RefSeq and is a predicted model, not a curated record. The transcript is spliced from 3 exons.
ACCCCCCAGUCUCAACUCCUCCAUACAAACAUACACGAGCGGUGCCUUGUUUUGGUCUGUUACGGCUUGGCAAAAAAAGAAAACUCAGCGACUUUUGGAGGAACUUAUGCAGCGCUUCAAACGGACUCGACAGCGCUUUGAUCUCCGGGGUAAAUGGGGUCGUGCGCUGCUGACUGGGCUUGUUUUGAUAAUGCAUUCGGAUCUCCAGACUGAAAAGGACACUGUUUUGUAAUUUUUACUGUUUUGUAUUUUUCACAUCAUAAACUUGGUGCUUUCCGGUACUUGCAAUAUUUUUGAGGAUGUCCGAUGGAUUAUUUAAACUUCGUUGUAACAAUGUAAUGCUGCUGAAAAAAAAUCCAAGUGCACUACGGUAUCGAUGAACUCUUAUAAUUCAAGCUCUUGACGGAGCGCACAAAAGUGACUGGUUUAAGUGCUAUUUUUCUAUUUUUACUCAAUGGAACCAUUUUUAUCUCAGCGCUCACGUUUGGCGGAGAGUACAUGCAUAACGCUUUGAUUUUCAAUCCUGCAAUUUUUCUAUAAAUUAUUAUUAUACUUUUUACCAUGGCAAGCCCGACCACAGAGCAAGGAUGUUUUUCCGACGUGAAAAAGGUGGGUUAUUUAAGGAAACCCAAAAGCAUGCACAAAAGGUUUUUUGUACUGAGGGCGGCGAGCGCCUCCGGACCGUCCCGAUUGGAGUACUACGAAAACGAGAAGAAGUGGAGACACAAGUCUGGAGCGCCCAAAAGGUCCAUUCCGCUAGAGAGCUGCUUUAAUAUCAACAAAAGAGCGGAUUCUAAAAACAAACAUCUCGUCGCGCUUUAUACCAAGGAUGAGUACUUCGCCAUCGCUGCUGACAGUGAGAUAGAGCAGGAGUCAUGGUAUCAAGCCCUGGUUGAUCUCCAUAACAGAGGUAAGGUCCACGAAACUGCCGCGGGCCGCGGGGUUGGCGAGGAUAAUUACGGCGAGGCCACGCCGGGACCUGCCUUCAAAGAGGUUUGGCAGGUUAUUUUGAAACCAAAGGGUCUGGGUCACACAAAGAACUUGAUUGGCGUUUACAGAUUAUGCCUCACCAAUAAGACUAUCAGUUUUGUGAAACUCAAUUCUGAUGCGGCCGCCGUGGUCCUGCAGUUAAUGAACAUUAGGAGAUGUGGUCACUCUGAAAAUUUCUUCUUCAUUGAAGUCGGGAGAUCUGCCGUGACCGGGCCUGGGGAGUUUUGGAUGCAGGUGGAUGACUCGGUUGUGGCUCAGAACAUGCAUGAAACUAUAUUAGAAGCCAUGAAAGCCAUGAGUGAGGAGUUCAGACCCCGCAGCAAAAGUCAGUCAUCUUCCAACUGCUCAAACCCCAUCUCCGUGCCUGUCAGGAGGCAUCAUCACAACAAUCCUCCACCCAGUCAAGUUGGCCUAGGCAGGCGUUCUCGGGCUGAGAGUGUGACGGCCACUUCUCCUGUUAGACCUGGCAAACACAGCCAUUCGUUCAGAGUAAGAGCGUCCAGCGAUGGGGAGGGCACCAUGUCCAGACCGGCGUCUGUGGAUGGGAGCCCAAGCAGUCCGAGCACAGCUCGACCUCAAUCGCAACGACAACGAGGCGGAUCCAGACUUCACCCGCCACUCAAUCACAGCAGAUCAAUCCCAACACCCACCUCACGGUGCUCCCCCUCAGCCAUCAGCCCCGUCAGCCUGUCUUCCAGCAGCACCAGCGGCCACGGAUCCACAUCCGACUGCCUUUUUCCACGCCGCUCUAGCGCCUCCAUAUCUGGGUCGCCCAGUGACGGCGGAUUCAUCUCCUCGGAUGAAUACGGAUCCAGCCCCUGCGACUUUCGAAGCUCCUUCCGUAGCGUGACUCCUGACUCGCUUGGCCACACGCCGCCUGCAAGGGAGGAGGAGAUAAACAACUACAUCUGCAUGGCCAAGCCUGGUUCACUCCAAUCGCGAAGGGGAACGCCAUCGAGACUGGAAGAGCCCGAGCUGGAGAAAUGUUUCCGGAAGCGAACGCAUUCUUCUGGUGCUUCGCCGCCAACUCCGUGCCAUCAAAAGACUCCCUCGCAAUCUUCCGCUAAUUCGCUGGAGGAGUAUACUGUGAUGAUGCCCACAUACCCACGAAGCCGCUCCGCAUCGUCAUCGUCGUCAACAUACAGGCACUCCUUCAUGCCUACGCAUUCGUACCCAGAGGAAGGUGUCGAUGCUACGCAAGCUAAAGACCACAGUAGACCCGAUCACAAAGAUGACGGGUACAUGCCCAUGCUGCCAGGCGUUGCACCUGCAACGCCAACAGUGAAGAGCGGUGACUACAUGCCCAUGAGUCCAAAAAGUGUAUCAGCACCACAACAAAUUAUCAACCCCAGGCAACACUCGCAUGUCGACUCCAAUGGUUACAUGAUGAUGUCACCAAGUGGCAGCUGCUCUCCAGAUGGCACAACAAACUAUGGCAAGAUCUGGACUAAUGGCGUCAACCCUAAGCUCUCCGUGGAGAGCAUGGAGGGGAAAGUGUCAUCUUGUGGAGACUACAUAAACAUGUCCCCAGCUAGUUGUUCAACAACCAGUACACCUCCAGACUGCUUUUUCAACCCUGUUGAAGAUCCUCCCAGGCCAAUGUAUGCUUACUUCUCCUUGCCGCGCUCCUUCAAACACGCUAACAGGAAGCAAGACCAAAGCCCUCUUCGGAUAUCACUGGGCUCGAGUCGAUUGGCGUACACAGACUCUUCCUCGUCUUCGACGAGCAGCGACAGCUUGGGUGGUCAAGGCAACUCACAGCAGUCUGCUGUCAAACCCAAAAGGUCAGAGGGCAACGGGAGGCUGACGCGUCCGACGCGCCUCUCACUGGACGCUAGCAAAGCAAGUACUCUUCCACGAACACGUGAGAGUCCCUUUCCCACAGAACCCAAAAGUCCUGGCGAGUAUGUCAACAUUGAAUUCAACGACAAAGCGUUUUCAGCAAGCUUAGCGUCGCUGUUUCCACCUGUGUUUUCCGGAAGUGAUGCUGAGGCCCCGUCAGACCUUUCAUCUUCUGAGUACAUGAACAUGCAGCUGGGGUCACAGGCUGGGCGGUUAUGCCCAGAAAUGCAAAAUUCCACUUCCUGUUCCGACUACGCCAUAAUCACUCCGUCAAACUCUGUAUCCUCACCUCCGCUGCCCUGUGAGAGCAUAUGUGACCGUGACUACAUCAGCAUGCAGUUAGCAUCCUGCACUAGCUUUCCUGAUACUCAGAUGAUGCUGAUGGCCGAGGCUUUGCCUGAUGCAGAUGCUCCUCCUUGUUCUGUAUCACCCAAUCACGACGUGACCGCGUUAAGCAGUGCACCUGGAAGAUCGGCUCUGAUCAGCCCCUUGUCAGGUCUUAGUGCGUUCACACGGGUCAACUCCACUUCCGGGCGGAACCAGGGGGCUAAAGUGAUCCGGGCUGACCCACAGGGUCGACGGCGACACAGUUCAGAAACGUUUGCUUCAACAACGACCAGAGGGUCGGUUGACACAGCAGCCACCUGUCAAUCAGGAGAAGUGAAGCGCCACAGCUCCGCCUCUUUCGAGAACGUGUGGUUGAGACCCGGCGAGGCCUCUGCUGCUUCUACCGCUCCACCUGCAUCUACAGUAACUAGCGGACGAAGGGAAAACGCUUCGAGCUCAAUUCCCACAUUAAUGAACCAUGACCAGAACGGCCUGAACUACAUCGAUCUGGAUCUAGUGCAGAAUGGAGAGCAGCAUGUUCCUGAUUGGAAUGCGUUCCAAUCUCGGCCAGUGGAGCUGGGAGCCGUAGAAGGUAUAGAAGAGCUCAGUGCCUACGCCAGUAUAAACUUCAAGAAAUCAGACGAGACCAGAGGGAAUCUCACAAGCAGAGAAGAAUGAAGAGUAGAAAGCCGCCGCUCCUUCAAGUACCGAGACUCAAAAUCUCUUCCCCCGUUCACCACAAGCCGGACCUCAGAAAACUGGACCUCAGUAAACUCACUAACCUCAUUUUCCAGAACCACAUUAUCACCCGGACGCUACCAAAAGCAUAUGGACAAAACAGACCUCGUAGCAUCACAUAUCCGGACCUCACAAAUGCUGGAUUCCACUAACCAUAAAUCUUCGGCAACCGGACUUUCACUGUGCGCACCUCUUCAGACAUUACCAGACUUACUGUCCAACUGUUACAGACUCGGUACAAGACCAUCAAACGUGGUAAACGGCACCUUUUGAGGUACUGCAGUAGCAAGCAAUGUUACGUUAAUAAUAUUUAUGUAAGUAACGGUACUUCACUAGUACCUGACGUACGACAAUUUCUUUGGUACAGGGAUGCUUUGCGAAGCAGCCAUAUUGUGUUGGGUUUGUACGACAGUCCCCAACAGUGUUGAUUGUACAAGUACUGCCACACAUUUCCAUUACAUAUUGGAUUACGUGUUACGAUACAGCUCUCAAUUAGACACUUUUAUACACCCAGUACGAACAACCUCAAACACCCCGACUUCACCUCAGGAUUUUUUGCGAGAGUUUACACACACACUGUGUUUCAGCACUGUGAGCCAUGACUGACCUCAUGCUGCCAAACACACACUGUGAUGUCUGUCAAACCCGUGUUUUAUUUCAUACUCGGUAACAUUAUAUCCCGUGUAAUUGUAAUAAUAAGCACGGAUCUUGUGGAGUUCAUAUUGGCAUCCAAACAGAACUCCACCCCAUUUUAUUUUAAUAAUUUUUUUUUUUUUUUUUUUUUUUUUUUUUUUUUUAAUCUUGGUACUAUAUUUUUUAAAUAUUUUAAAAAUAUUUUUAGAACCAAUCCAAAAAUUUUUUUUUUUUUUUAUGAUAUAUGCACAGGUUUGGUUACUGUAAAUCAAAUUUUUCAUUAUUACCUGAUUACCUGAUGAACAAUAGAGAUGAAAUUUUGUGAUUGAUUGAAGGGUGGAUAUUUUUUUUCAUUAUUAUUACUAUUAUUAUUAUCGUCACAAAUGAAUAGAGGCCUUACAGCCCUAUUUGGGCUCAAUAAAGAGCUUAUUCAAGCUCAUUCAUGGGUGUGUAAAUCCCAUGACCGAACUAACGUUUCUGAUCAGACUGUACCACCAGUUGUUGGUCAAACUGAACAAAAACUCGCACGAGGAUGUGCCGUAACAGUUCAGUAUGAUAUGUGUGAGUGCGAGAGUUGAUUUUACAGGCAGCAGUACUGGUUUUUUCAUUUCGAGCAUCCUGCUGUUAAGCCUUGGAAGCCAGUCAAAGUUGCUCGCAACUUUUUUAGGCUGUUUUAUUUCGUUACAGUUGUAUCUUUUAUUUCAUAUGGUUUAUUUUUGCUUAAAAUAACUCUUGCUGGAGCAAUGGUAAGCUCACGGCAACAGGUUUAAAAAAAAAAAAAAAAACUCAAUGUCUCAUGUUUGCUGCUGAAAUGAAACAAACAAUGAACAAUCUGUAAAUUAUUGAAUAUUUAGAAAUGUUCUUGGUUCUCUUUUAAGAGUUAAACAUUUAUUUAACAUUCAUGGUUGGUGUUUCAGUACAAUUGUUUUGCCUUUAGAAUCUCGACGUGUAUUUUUCAAAUGCGUCCACUGUUCUUAAGUUCAAUCUUUUUGUGGGGAAUAUUUGCUUUUAUAGUAAAAUAUGUAAUCCAAGCUUUUUGAGAGAAUGGUACUAUAGAGUAAAUCCUUAAUUUUUUUAAAAGAUGCUUAUUAAUGUAACACGCACAUCAGGGACUUCCCUUUCCCCCUCACGAACUCCGGAUGGAAUCGCUUUUGGAAACCUGUUACGCUCACGUUUCCCCGAGCUCUGAUUGGCUGUGACAGUGGUGUUCCUGUAACCUGAUAGGCCGUUCUAAAGGUUGCCUGUCAUUCGAUAGGUUGCAGUUGUCGAUUUAGCACCCUGCGGUUGUGUUGUGAUACAAGGUGUGGGGCAUCACUCUUCCCAACAUUAUGUGGCCAAAACUUUAACAUCUCAACCAAACUUGUUCUCCUUUGUAAAUAAUGUAUAAUGUUGAUUGGUGGAUAUUGGACUGACCAGGGAUGUUUGGUUUUAUGGAUGCUCAAAGCAAGCAGAUGAUUGGUCCUCUUGAAUGAAUGAACGAAUUGAAACAUGUAAACAAUAUGAGUGUAUGUACAGAUGAAUGGAUGUAUGCACAUGUAAACAAAUAUGUUUGUUUUCAACAAAUGAAAUGACCAGCAGUAAGGAGAGGGCUGUGUAAACCCCUCCCCGCCCCCCCUAUUUAGAAGAAUGGUAUCUUCUGGAACCUUGACGUGUAAUAAAGUAGAAGCGCUUAUCUUUUCUGAA